AUGCCGCCUCGUUUUAAGCUCGCUCAUCUAUUCCCGCUGUUCGUGGCUGUUGCCCACACCAUCGGCGGAGUCGUUCCAUUCUUCGCUGAAGACGCUGGAAUUCGCUCGUUCGGGCUUCCAGAAAGAUUCGCACAGUCGACUAUUGCGCAGGCGUGCUUUACUCUUGAUGGCGCUCGGUUAUCUGUUUUGGGAAUGGUGCAGCUGAUCAUGUAUCUUCGCGGGGAUUACGUUGCAGUGGACAUCAUCAUGGCCCUAUUGGUGUACGUUGGGCUCGUCGAUGGAUACAAUGACAUCGCUGCUGUGCCAAACUCUCUUCUUGCCAGGAGGCGACACUCGGUGAGCGUUUCAUGGUGGUCCAUUGGACCGGUGCCCAAGGUUGCGAUCAUGUUCCCUGCGGGAACGCCAUCCGAACCCGACGCUUCAACUCUCGGCGCGGGCGCGAGCGCGAGCGAAUUGACAUCGCAACCUGGCCUGAUUCGACUACUUGAACAACAUCCCUGUCCAGAACUGGCAUGGGACUCUUCAGAGCACGAAUACAAUGUCCAUCUCUGGCAAAAUGGCCCGGCCUGCCUUAUCAUCUAG
Molecule: messenger RNA, 582 nt
Organism: Colletotrichum gloeosporioides
Lineage: Eukaryota; Fungi; Ascomycota; Sordariomycetes; Glomerellales; Glomerellaceae
Exons: 2
Coding region: 1-582 (193 amino acids)
Source: RefSeq, a predicted model, not a curated record